CAAGGUUCAACUCGAUUCAUCACCAGAGCAGGAACAUUGCGUCCGCCAUUGAAUAAUGCCAAAGAAUAUAAAAGCCUGGGUUUGGUUUUUAGUGUUUUCAUUGGCAUGGGUUAGUCCCUCCAUUGCACAUCAGAUGCCACCAGGCCAUAAAAGGUUCUGCGAUCCAUCCCAGAGCGACCGGACGGGAAGCCUCAUUGCGCAGAAGUGCGAUUCCGGCUUCUACAGAGAGUGGAGCGGGCCCUUACGAGGUCAAUGUGUACCAUGCAGCUGCAACGGACUCUCCGACCAGUGUGACGAGCUCACGGGGAAAUGUGUGAACUGUCAGUUCCACUCGGCGGGAGACCACUGCGAACGAUGCCAGGAGGGUUACCAUGGCGACGCGGCCCAAAAAUCCUGCCGCGUUUGUCCGUGUCCCUUCACGUGGAACAAUCGAGCUUUGGCGUGCAUGAACAUUGGCGCCGGGGUGGUCGAGUGUUUAUGCAAACGCGGCUAUGCGGGAUCCAGAUGUGAGAGAUGUGCGUUUGGUUACUAUGGUAACCCAGAAACGCGCGGUGGCAGCUGCAAGCCAUGCAAGUGCGACACAGACGGCGAUGGGCACAUUUGUCAUUCCCUGACUGGAGAAUACAUCUCACCUGGUAACAACAGUUGUGAGGAUCAUUUCCACGCCUUGAAGUGCUGCACUGAAGCUUUGCUUCCUCGCUUGAGGGCCAACGAGGGCGACUUGCGUGGGCUGGCUCACAUCUCUGCUCCUGUUUUAACACUGAUCCAUCCUCAGGCGAUCGUCUCUGACGUGGAGAGAGUAGUAAAGAGUUACAGAGGUGCCAGGAGAUAUCUGGAGAUUGAGCAGCUGGAAGAAGAUGUGAACGCGAUUGGAAAGGAUCUGAACCAUCUUAGAAACAAGGUCCUUCAACUGUCUUCUCUAGUGAAUGAGGCCCUUCACAGUCGCAAAAAAGGGUCAAAGACAAGGGCUAAAAUUUUCCUCGGCCAUGCUGAAUCCAUCAUGGCGUCAUUCCCAGAUUUAAUAAAGCGGCCGAGCCGGGCGGCAGAUGCCAUCAGGCUGGGCGGAAGCGACAAGGCGACCGUGAUCGAGGAGACUCGCCGGCUCGUGGAGGAAAUGAGCCGCAUGGUUUGCGGAGAGGCGACGACCGGGGGCUCAACCCGCGGUCAGAGGGAGAUGGCGAAAAAAUUGCUGGACGGGAUAACCAAGAUGGCCGCCGUGAGACCCAAUCAACAGACUCUGAACCAGACUGCCAAUUCUCUGCUGGCAUCACAGGCUCUUCUGGGGCACAUGACUGGCCUUGUGUCAGGUGCAAAGUUCGCGGUUGGAAGAGCGAGACAUGUUAAUUUGAAGAGUGCCUCUACUCUGCGACAUGUGCUGACUCGGCGGCAUGGCCACGGUCCAACCACAACACAAACACGUUCAAUCCGUGCAUUGCAUGAAAGAACAAGAAGAAAUCAGUUCCAGAACAUCUCCGACGUCUUCUUAAAGCUGCUGGACGUCAAACACACUUUCGAGGAGAACGCGGCUCAGCUGGACGGUGCCGAGCGACUGCUGCGAAAUAGGAUGAAUGACAUCUACCGUGUGGUCAGAACGGAGAUCAUCGGCGAGGCUGAGGAGCAUGCGCGGGAGCUUGGCAGAUUGGCCACAGACAUGCAAAAAAUGAUUCCCACGGCUGACGGCACAAAGCGGUCCAGUGAGCCCAACAGAUUGAAGAACAUCACAACUGACACGGAGGAGGCAGCAAUGGCUGCGCAUCAGGCCGACAAGGCUGCUGACGAAACCUUAAAGGAUAUGGCACAGGGUGGUCUGCUCUUGACAUCUGAGUCCAUGAGAGAGUAUUUCACUAGCGUGUGGACUACAGCCAAUCACACCCAGACUGACUUCAUAACGCUCUCAGAGUCACUGAACGCAUGCAAAGAUGGCAUGAAAAGGCAGCAAGACAAAAGAGAAUCUCUGCGAUUUGACGUCUCCAGAGUGAGCCAUGAAAUCAAAAGCCUCAAAAGAGAUGACAUGAAUGUGAUGAUCCAAUCCGCCAAAAGAGAAACUUCUGUUACUAAUGACACUGCCACUCAUGUCACUAACAGACUGAUGAAUAUGGGAGAGGAAAUGGCCAGAUUGACUUUGAACAACAGCGCUCUGGCUUUCAACAACAUUUUAAAUGACGUACAAGAUGCUGUGAGGAGUUUGAAGUGGGUGCUUCCGGUAAUGACAGACAAGCUGGUCCAAAUGGAGGCCCUGGCAAAAACGUCACCAGCUCGAGGCAACAUGACAGAAAACAUUAGCAUGAUCAAAGACCUGGUCCAGGAGACGAGGAGCUAUCUUGACAGGAUCUCGCUCGCCACCGCGUUCAGAGGGAAAGGCCACAUUGAGCUUCGUCCCCCGAGCAACACCGAAGACCUGAAAGCCUUCACGGCCCUCAGCCUCCUUCUCAGUGUGGAAAAAAAGCCAGCGGAGAGCAGUAGAGACCAACAACGAGACGACGACAUGUUUGUUUUGUACCUCGGCCACGAGGAUUCAUCCGGCGACUUCAUAGGGAUGGCCAUCAGGCACGGCGUGCUGAUUUGCAUCUACAAGCUAGGCGGCCACGUCCAUGAGGUGGCGGCUGGUCCUAUAACUACGUUCACUGGCGUGCAUCCCUCCGCUUUGGACCACGUUGUUUUCCACAGAAUUUACCACGACGCCGAAGUCAACAUUACAGCGAACUUCACUUCAGAGUGGCCCGUCUCGUUCACCCCCAAACGUCACCUUCCGAACACCGCGAGUGGCGUCCUUGACCUGGAUCCACAACGCACGGUUUUCUACGUGGGCGGCUACCCUCAACAUUUCAGCCCUCCCAAGGAGCUGCGCUAUCCAAACUACCGAGGCUACGUGAAACUACUCCACAUCAACGACAAACCGCUUUGCCUUUACAACUCCAAGCGCACCGUCAACAUGGAGCCCGGUGUGCACGCUUUAAUGUUACCCGGAUCCGAGGUGUCCCAUUACUACCAGGGAAGCGGCUACCGCGAGGUCUUGGUGAAGGAGCCGUACAAGAUGAGGAAGCGCAUCUUUAAAUUGCGCAUAAAGAGCUGGGAGAGCGAUGCCUUGUUGUUCUACAUCGGCACCGAAGAGUUGUUUUGGUGCUUGCUGGUGGAACAAGGCAACCUGGUGAUUCAAGGUCAAAACAAGAAGAUGAAGUGGCAUCCUUGGAGGCGUGACUCAGUGUCUCUUUUUAACAAACACUUCACCAUCACCAUUGAUGACAUGUUCACGGUCAACUACGAAGACCAAUACUUCUCCGACAAGCAUGUUCACAUUCCUAUUCAAAGCUUUUAUAUAGGAGGGGUGCCGCAGCGCAUUAGAACCAGACACGACAUCAUCGCUCCGCCGCUGAGAGGCUGCGUGGAUCUCGUGAGCGCCGAUGGCCAGAUUGUGGAGUACAACACGACAAUAGGCGUCAGUGAUGCGUGUCCCUUCGGACUGCCGGGCGUUCGCACAGCCACUUUGCGUUCGCCUCUUUCGGGUGAUUGGCUUUUUGCACCAGACCAACAGCGUUUUGCUCUGGGAUUCAGGAGCAUGCACAAAAACGGCGGCAUUCUCAGGAGCAGCUCUCAGAGCACCUUCUUAGGUCACAUUUCGUUGGCCGACGGCUUCCUGCAAUUUCGCCUCGGUCGUCACAGUCUGACGUCAUCGCAAAGAUACAAUGACGGGAGAUGGCACUACCUGUGCGCGGCGCAUACGCCGAGGCUUGAAGUCCAAGUUGACAACGUAGACAUCAAUCUUAACGUAUCAGUAGAGGAAGCAGAGGUGAAGCAAGAAGAAGAAUUCAGAGUCUGCAUUGCUGACCUUUACUCCAGGUCGGCAGCGCAGAGCUUGACGCCGGUGGAUCUGAAUUCUCCGCCGCCGACGGCAGGUGUCACCCCGGGUCAAUGCCGUCUCGGCUCGCUCACGCAAACACCACAACUCCCCACAGAUGUGAACAGACAGUUGGAGAUGCUCAGAAAAACUGCAGACCAAACAGACGGCGAGUGCGGACGUCAGCGGCCGCCCGGCCGCGGCUACCAGCUCUCACAGGGAGACAGCUGGCUGGCGUACAAGCUGUCCCAGCAGGACCUUAAUUACAGGCCUCACUUCUCCCUGGACGUUAAGACCAAGUCCUCUAAGGGUCUCAUCCUUUAUGUCGAGGGCACGGGGCCGGUGCCCCUGCUAGCUCUGUACGUGACAAACGGCAAGAUUAAGAUGUCACUUGGGCCGGACAGAGUCAUCCACCACAAGCUGAAGACAAACGACGGACACUGGCACAGAGUGGAUUGCAGUGUGGAGAAAAACACGUUUCAUCUUCUGGUCGAUGGGAUCCGCGUGAUCGACGGCAAUUUGCCCAAUGAGGAAGGCUCGUUCUUAAACUUCCACAGUUAUGUCUACCUGGGGGGCCACCCAGGGGUCACUAAAGGACCCCAAAUCCUUUUGAAGAGCAUCUCGGGAUGCGUGCGGGACUUCCGAAUGAACAAUUACCCGGUGGGCAAACCCGAAGCUGCCCGCGGAGUGUCGCCCUGCUCGGACGGGCUCACGGAGAACGGGGCCUACUUUGGCGGCGGUCACGUCGUCUUAGACGAUCCCUUUGCAGUGGGCGCUCACUUUGCGUUGACCUUCGAGCUGCGCCCCCAUCGCCUGACCGGCCUUCUCUUCCAUGCGGAGGCCCACGGAAGCAGCUUCGACGUGUUCUUAAUUAACAACACGGUGGGCGUCACUGUGAAUGAUGGCGGCAGCAGUGUCAGCGCCGCGCUGACUCCACAAAACCUCUGCAAUGGAGAGUUUCACGUGAUUAAAGUUUCCACAGGACAAGAACACCUGACGCUAACAGUGGACGACGUUUCUGAAAAGAAGGCUGGCUCCUUCGCAUCCUUCCUUUCCUCCAUGAAACGGGCAUUACUUCACAUUGGAGGGGUCACAGAUUCAAGUGUUGCCCCCGUGACAUCGCCGUACAUGGGCUGCUUGAGAAAUAUGAUUAUAAAUGGCAGACGCAUUGCAUUUGAGACGCGGGCGGUGACGGUGCUCGGCCCCGUGGAUGUCAAAGCGUGUCCCGCACUCUGAGAAGGAGGGUGUGGCGUCACUGUCU
Messenger RNA from Syngnathus acus (greater pipefish), 5096 nucleotides. RefSeq names its product laminin, alpha 3 (gene lama3). The coding region runs from base 56 to 5071 and encodes 1671 amino acids. The transcript has 38 exons. The record is from RefSeq and is a predicted model, not a curated record. NCBI's taxonomy places the organism in Eukaryota, Metazoa, Chordata, Actinopteri, Syngnathiformes, Syngnathidae. Gene Ontology annotation, biological process: cell adhesion.